Messenger RNA from Cotesia glomerata, 774 nucleotides. RefSeq names its product MDS1 and EVI1 complex locus protein EVI1-A-like. Bases 160 to 711 code for a protein of 183 amino acids. NCBI's taxonomy places the organism in Eukaryota, Metazoa, Arthropoda, Insecta, Hymenoptera, Braconidae. The transcript is spliced from 2 exons. The record is from RefSeq and is a predicted model, not a curated record.
UUCACCUGCACCAAAAUACAUCACAAUUCAGCAAUUCAAGUGUGUGCAUUGUCAUGUUAAUAUUUGGUAACAAAGACCGUGUAAAUUAAAGACUAAUUCUGGAUGUAAUAGAGUGCUAGGAUUCUAGUACAAGUUAUCAUAGUAAUAUAUAUCUAUAUAAUGUAUAUUAAUAUGCAUACAGAAUUAACCACCAUGGAAACGAGCUCCAACGACUUCCCAGGCCACGAAGAAACCUUCCCAGUCAAAGAAGACGAUGAUUUGAACAAACUGAAUAUAAAUAGCAUAAAAUACGCGUGUCAUAUUCAAAAAUGCAACUUGACGUUCAAUACCGAGCGCCAACGUGAUAAACACUCCUUUGAUUGUUUGAAAAAUAAUUUACAGCCUGAAGAAAUAACUCUUGACCAAAGCGUGAAAUUUAGAGACGAAUCUAAAGAUAAUAAGGAGAAAAUUCCCUCAAAAAAUCUUGUGAAGCCCGUUAAGCGAAGGAAGACGUCUGAAAAAAUUGUGAAUCUUUCUAAAACUGGCAAAGGUCGCUUCUCUUGCUCUAAUUGCUCACGGUCCUAUAAAUAUAAAACAAAUUUAUGUCGACAUAUUACGAUCCAGUGUGGCAAAGAGAAGAAAUCUAUUUGUCCGUAUUGUGAAAAUUGGAGGACUUAUCACAAACAUCAUCUUAAAAAUCAUUUAAAAAGGGUUCACGGUAAAGAAUUAUGAACUUCAGUCAUUUUUUAACUAAUUUUCUUCUUUUUUUGCACUUUGACGUAUACUUAAAAAAUU